AUGAUGAGUCUGCUGCGUUUGCUCGUUGUCGGCCUUCUUGCAACCUUCACUCAGGCAUUGGCUCAAGGCGACUGCGUGGGCGACAAGAAAGAUAUUCUCGAGGUGGCCAAGAUUGCUCCGUCGACUACGUUGCUCGCCUCCUCGACCGGCAUCGCACAUGGGCUCAACGAAGCUGCUCAAGCUGCUGGCAAGUUGUGGUUCGGAGCAGCCAUCAGUAUUCCGGGGCAGGAAGAGGAUAAUGAGCACUUUCUGAGCGUAUUCCGCAGCUCGAAGGACUUCGGCCAAGCUACUCUGGCCAACAGCAUGAAGUUCGCUGCUACUGAACGUCGCCCGGGAAAGUUCGACUUCACACGUGCUGAUAAGUUCUUGGAAGUUGCGAAAGAUAAGAAGAUUCGUUGUCACGCUGUUGUUUGGCAUCGAGACCUGCCACAUUGGAUCGGGAACCCGAAAAUACCUUGGACGAAUGAGACUCUGAGCGCAGUACUCGUGGAGCACGUCCAGACCUUGGUUCGACAUUUCGGCGAUACUUGCUACUCCUGGGACGUGGUCAAUGAAGCGGUGUCAGACGAUCAGCAGGCUCAUGGAACCAUCCAGUACAGAAGCAGCAUAUGGUUCCGAGUGAUUGGCCCAGAAUAUGUGGCCAUGGCCUUUCAAGCUGCACAAAAGGUUAUCGACGAAGACAAACUCAAGGUGAAGCUCUACUAUAACGACUACGGCAUCGAAGAGCCUAGCCCGAAGUCCGCUGCGGUGCAAAUGCUAGUGAAACAGCUGAAACAUCGCGGUAUUCGAGUUGAUGGCGUGGGCCUACAGUCUCAUUUUGCCACCGGGACAACGCCGUCACUAGAGCUGCAGGAGCGCAACUUGCAAGACUUCGUGAAGCUGGAUAUCAAAGUCGCGAUAACUGAACUCGACGUGCGUUCACCAGUGCCCCCGACAGCGGAAGAUCAGCAGCAGCAGUCCAGAGACUACUACAAUACGGUGGCUGCGUGUAUGCACGUCGAGAAGUGCGUCGGAAUAACAGUUUGGGGUCUGGUCGAUGAUACCUCCUGGGUUCCCCAAAAGUUUCCAGGCUUCGGUUUUGCCAAUCUCUUUCUCCGACAGAACAAGGAGUCUGCACUUGUGAAGAAGGCGGCAUACGACGCUUGUCUGCGCGCGAUGCAAGGGAAACCAUCUCCAUGAUCUCAGCGUGCCUUAUUGCUAUGCAUGAGGUGAUUAAAUUUCCUAAAAGAGAGCGAAUAGUGCUCCAAUGACAUUUUGAUCACGAAUUCGAGCUCUCCAGUUGUUGAGGACCGCCUUUC
Messenger RNA from Cercospora beticola, 1298 nucleotides. RefSeq lists its product as uncharacterized. NCBI's taxonomy places the organism in Eukaryota, Fungi, Ascomycota, Dothideomycetes, Mycosphaerellales, Mycosphaerellaceae. Gene Ontology annotation, molecular function: hydrolase activity, hydrolyzing O-glycosyl compounds. Gene Ontology annotation, biological process: carbohydrate metabolic process. The record is from RefSeq and is a predicted model, not a curated record.